Bursaphelenchus okinawaensis is the source of this 2386-nucleotide messenger RNA. NCBI's taxonomy places the organism in Eukaryota, Metazoa, Nematoda, Chromadorea, Rhabditida, Aphelenchoididae. The record is from the annotation of a GenBank genome assembly.
AUGGACCAAUGUAAGCGGCUGAGCAAACAUCGCACGUUCGAUACGAUACGUUGUGUGUUGCCCAAAGAAUGUCAUUUUUUAUGAGACCUCUCUUUGUGUUUUAUUUUAGGGUGGAUAAAUUGUAGCUAUUUUUUAGUUUUGGGAAUAGAUAAAUCAAUUUUUUGCUCAUAAAUAAGCCGUAAAAAUUUUUAGAAUUUUUAAAAAUUUUGUUUUUCAGAUAUGGUAGUUUGAAAUUUUCUCUUCCCUACCCUAGCCUUACUUUGCAUUACCUUAGCCAUGCCCUGCCAUAUAUUAGCUUUGCCCUACCCUAGCUCUGUCCUGCCUUGGUUUGGCCCGCUCUUGCCAUAGCCUUGGCCUGUCUUAGCGUUACCCUACGAUACUUAAGUUUUGCCCUGUCUUACCCUAGUGCUGCCGUUCCCUACAGUACAGUAACCUACUAUAUCGUACGUUACCCUACCCUAACCGCUUCUACAUAAAAUCACACACAUUACAGUAGUCCAGCUCCUUCUCCUCCAGCCCAAGGUCUCCAAAGUUCGGCCAGAGCCCACCGCCUAUGGCAAACUCCUCUCCGACCCCUACAUCCUCAUCACAGCUGGUGCAAUCUGGUUCAGUAACCUCGCCUUCUCAAUGCUAGAGCCCUCGUUACCUCUGUGGAUGAUUGAAAAUUGGGGGUCGAGUUCAGCAGAACAAGGAAUGGCAUUCUUGCCUAGCUCGCUAGCCUACAUGAUUGGGACAAACAUGUUUGGCUUCGUCUCGGGCUACUUUGGACGAUGGCAGUGCAGUUUCGCUGGGUUUUUGAUGAUUGGAAUAUGCGCACUUAUUGUGAGUUUUAAAAAAUGUAGCAAAAACUUUCUUUACAGCCCGUAAAUUAAUAAAAAGUUUUCCAUAACGUAGCCUUUCAUACCUAAAAAAUCUAAAAAAUUCCAUUUUUAUACCUAAAAAUAUCAAAAAUGCCAUUUUUUAUCAGCCGGAAUAAAAAAUUGCAAAAACUUUGUUUCCACCCAGUAUUCCUCGAAUUUUUUAUAAUCAAGCGCACGGUUGCUUAAUUUGCCAGAUCGGAUGGGAUCGCGCUUUCGCACUGUGCAAAGAAGGCAAAUGGCACUGCACGGUGCAGAAAUUAAUUUUUUGGCAAUAACUUUGUUUACAAUGCUGAAAAUGACGUUUUUUGAAAAUUUUUUGAGCCUUUGCAAGAACUUUCUUUACAAAAUUUUAAAAAAUUGGUAAUUUUUUGGAAAAAUUGGAAAACCGCAAUAACUUUGUUUACAAAGCUCAGGAAAGCAAAAUUUAAUAAAAAUCCAUUUCAGAUACCAAAUUUGAAAAAGAAACCGCAAAAACUUUCUUUCCAACCCCCAAAAAGUCUAAAAAACAAAUUUUAGAUCCCGUUUGCCCAAAACAUUUACCACCUAAUCAUACCAAAUGCCGUACUAGGCUUAGGUCUAGGCUUGGUAGAUACGAACAUGUUCCCAAUGUUAGGCCACAUCGCUGACCUCAGGCACACAAACGUAUACGGCUCGGUAUACGCAAUUGGUGAUGGAGCAGCUUGUUUAGCGUUUGCCUCCGGCCCAUUCAUGGCUGGGCCGAUUGUACGGUAUUUUGGAUUCAGAAGGUAAGGCUUUUGAUUUUUUAGGUAAUACAUGUAAAUUUUAAGAAAUUUUUAUCAUUUAGUAUUUACCCUGCCCGUGUUUUACAAUUCAAAACGAUAAAAUAUAUUAUUUUCAUUCGAAAAAAAAACUUUUUUUCUAAAAAAACCGUAAUAACUUUCUUUCCAAAACAGUUUUUAAAAAUUUGGCAUAGCCAUAGCUAGCUUGAUAUCUGCCACAUCCUAAAAAUCAAAAAUAAUCUCAAUAUCACUUUAAAUGACACUUUUAUGACCUUUUUUCCAAACCUAACCCAAAGAAAAAUCAUUCCAGAUAUACUGAAAAAAACCGCAAUAACUUUGUUUCCAGCUAGAAUUUUUAAAACCUACUUAUCACAUAGAUAGAAUAAUGUCUUCCACACCUUACAGAAUCAUAAUAUUGUCAUCACAUCUUUAAAUGACACUUUUAUGACCUAUUUUCCAAACCCAAUUCAAAGCAAAAUCUCUCCGGACACUCCAUACAAAAACCGCAAUAACUUUCUUUCCACAAAUAAUUUUGAAAAAGUUUUCACGCCAGCCGUCUAAUAGUCUAAGACUGCCUUAUGACUUUAAAAAUGUUACCUAUAUCUCAUAAAAUACCCUUAAUAUACCACUUUCUUCAGCAUGAUGGCAGUGAUGGCUAUAGCCAAUUUGGGCUUCGCUCCUUUUAUGUUCAUUAUAAAACGGCUGCCGGAAACGCUAGACGAAAAGCCAAAGAAACGUUCCGUGAUCUCAAUAAUCGAAACUACUCCCGAAUACAUUAAAAAUUAA